AUUAAUUGCAACUUUGAUCGUCGUUUUGUUUCACGUUUCGAUUACACCUUGUUCCAAGUAACAUUACCAUGGAUAUUCAUGAAGCUGAUUGUGGACAUGAAAUUUUGGAAACAAGUCCAAUUUAUAUACACAAGUGCCUUGGGUCAUUUUGCAGUGAAUGCAAGGAAGGUUCAAAUCAACAAUGCCAAGUCUGUCGUGACAUGUACAAAGAUGAUGACCUGAUCAAAUUGGAGGGUGUAUCAACAUGUGAACAUGAUGAUACAUGUCUAAAUGAGCCAAGAUUUUUUUGUUAUUGUGUUUCACAAAAUCUUUGUGAGCCUCAUCUCAUUCAUGUUCACGGGAAAAUUAUUACAUCAAAAAGAUGCACACCAAAGAUCAGCGUUUCUACUUGUGAAACCCCAUGUAUCAAGUGUGACAAGUUCAUCGCGACCCAUGUUAACGAGGAUAACAAUGAAUUAUUAUGCGAAGGAUGUGUACGUGAACAUGGACUUACACGUGUGAAACAUUUGAACAAAAAUUCAAGUGAAAAUGUUAAACAUGAUCAUGAUUUCAACCUCUUCAAAAGUGCAGUAGAGAAAAGACUCGCUUUACAGUUGAAAAGAUGUGAUGCUUUCAAGAAUGAAAUCAAAGUGGAAGAGAACAAGUGCCAAGAAAUGGUCAAGAAUCUCGGCUCGAUUAUUGAAUCAUGUACACAUGAUAACAGGAAAAAACUUGAAUCUCUUGAAUCUUCAGUGAAUUAUGCUCAAAAGUUCAUGGAAAACUUGACUAAAAAGGAACAUGAAAUCUCAUCUUACAUUGAUAAAAACAAAGCUAAUAUUGCAGAAGUUGAAAAUAAGCUCAAACCUUGGGUUAAGCAGCUUUUACAAUCGUUCGAGACUCCAGUUGUAAACAGAGUCAUUAUUGACUUUCAAGAAAAAACCAAUGAUCAUGUUACACGUAUAAAUCUGCGACCAGUUUCGCACUCGAUUCAAGAAGACAUUCUACCAUGUAACCAAGAAGCAUCAUCAUCGAUACACACGUUCGCAGAGUUUAUUACACGAAGAGCAAUCAAUCAAUGCAGAGAUCACUUUGCUCAUACUGAACCAUGUGGAGAAGCUGAUUGUUAUUGCAGAUAUUACACAAAUCGAGAUUCAAGUUCUGCUGGACCAUCCACAUCGAAACGUGCUAAAACUACUCAUGCAACCAAGGAACAUGAUGAGUUUGAUCCAUGUGUUUAUACUGAUGAAGAAUCUGAACCAGAAUAUGAUGAAAGUGAUCAUGGAAUCGUUGCUAUGAAUCGUAGCAUCGAAAUGCCACAUUCAUCACCACUCAUCCGACUGGAAAAUACACAAGAAAUCAUGGUCAAGAUAACUUAUCUACGGUGUCCAUUAUGGUUUUUCUUGGAAAUACCAGAAAUGGUCGAGAUACGAGCAAAAAUCAUGAAUGAUCUCAAUGACCCAAGUAAAUUACAUGUUCCCGUAUUAACGGUAAAACAACAUUCAAGAGUUUUGGUGAAGGAUCGUCAAGGUUUCGGGCCAAGAAUGAAACGAGCUCUCAUAAAAUCAUAUAACAUGGAGAAAGGAACAUGGCUCGUGAAAUUCAUUGACUUUGGUAACGACGUUAAUGUGAAACGUGAACAAAUACACGAACUUCCGGAAGAGUAUCAAGAUAUUGAUUCAACAUGCUUCAGGGCAUGUUUAAUGGGAGUUAAGCCUCGGUCCAACUUUUGCUUCACCCAAAAAGUUCCUCGAAAUGCCACAAGCCACAUCAAUAAGUAUCUUCUAGAAAAAAGUGGCCGAGUUCUAGUUACAAGAGAAUAUCAAACAAUGGAUGAUGCUACGUUUUGCAAAGUAUCUAGUUUUAUCAAAAACAAAAAAGUUGACUGGGCUAAAGAGCUUUGUGAGGCCAAUCUUGCCCUACCAGUAUCGGAAGAGCCCAAAUGUUUCCUGGCAAGUGAAAAUUUUUGUUACUUAUUCCAUUAUUUCAUGAAGUGCCAUGAAACAUGUGAACGUGUUCAUAAGUGUCCAUUUUGUUCCGAAAAUCAUGCUCUUGGUUCAUGCCAAGCUUACCAUAGAGAGCUUAUCACUAAAGAAAGUAAAAGGAAAUGAUCAUGAAAAAACAAUUCAUGCUUUCUUGUUCUCAAGUUUCAUGUUUAAUGUUUUAUGCUUAUCCCCAAAAAUACAUCAUUCAUUGUUGUUCAAGUUAACAAAAGACAUGGUUUGAUCAAAAUAAAGUUUCUCAAAUUUUCAUCUUUAUAUUUGAACAGUUUGACUAUUUUCGUAUCUACUGUCAAGUAUUCAUGUGACCUGUUUAUACCAAUACAACGUGUGAACGUGUUCAAAUUAGCAGCGAUAUUCAGAUUUCCAUCGUUAUGAUUCAUUGAAUUCAUGAAACAAGGAUUUUCUAAAAUCAGUUUGUUAACCAUUAAGAUCGUUUUUUGCUCACAAAAAUAGAUUUUCGUAAUUGAAAAACAUGUAUCAUCAUUCACCAUGAUCAAUGAAUUGCAUCGAGUCUGAUUUUCGUCGUAACUUGAUGUAGUGAACAUGCGAUUCAUGAAAUUGAUGAUUUGCAAUUCAUGUACACAUGUUGCAUCGUAACCAUUGGUAAGUAGAAAAGAGGCUAAAGAUUCAGGUAAUAAGUGAAUUUUUCUACUCUUCUUGUUCAUGAUGAAUUGACCAUGACCAUAUUCAACAUGAAAAUACAACUUCUCAUAAUCACUUAGUCCAUUCGCAACUUGACUCAAACAUAAAUUAUGAUGCAAUCGUAUUUCAUGUUGAUUUGAUAUCAAUUGCGGUAGAUCAACAAACUUUCUACAGUUUUUCUUGAUUAUUCCCAUUUCGUUUUCCGAGUUGAAAGCUGAGAAAGAAUUAGCCGGUCCAAGAAA
Messenger RNA from Panonychus citri (citrus red mite), 2863 nucleotides. RefSeq lists its product as uncharacterized. The transcript is spliced from 2 exons. The coding region runs from base 69 to 2087 and encodes 672 amino acids. NCBI's taxonomy places the organism in Eukaryota, Metazoa, Arthropoda, Arachnida, Trombidiformes, Tetranychidae. The record is from RefSeq and is a predicted model, not a curated record.